Molecule: messenger RNA, 4420 nt
Organism: Alligator mississippiensis (American alligator)
Lineage: Eukaryota; Metazoa; Chordata; Crocodylia; Alligatoridae
Product: cytochrome P450 2C18-like
Exons: 9
Coding region: 2548-4047 (499 amino acids)
Biological process (GO): xenobiotic metabolic process
Cellular component (GO): cytoplasm; intracellular membrane-bounded organelle
Molecular function (GO): oxidoreductase activity, acting on paired donors, with incorporation or reduction of molecular oxygen, reduced flavin or flavoprotein as one donor, and incorporation of one atom of oxygen; heme binding; iron ion binding
Source: RefSeq, a predicted model, not a curated record
UAACUAGAUAUAUAGCUUGCAAUAACACAGAUGCGUAAUCAAAGGCUACCAUGCCACUUUGUUCUAAGGGAUUUCUCUGAUAUUGCUCUACCCUUACCAUAUUCCAAAUCUACUCCUUGUAACCAAUACAGUUAUCCUCUAUACCUAGCAUGGCAUACUUAUUGGGAGAGGGUCUAGAUUAUGCCUUGGGGUUCUCUUGGUUCAGCUGACUAAGGGAGAACACUGUUUGUGCUUCAGACUGGGGGAAGCACCCCAAGUUCUUGUAGUGGGUCAAGUACCCUUAAGGGCUAAUAGGUUUGUGUUUCCCAGAGGACACAGGUCCAGGAUCAGUCCAGACUCCAGGUGGUAGCAGAGUUACCCCCAGGCUAGCGGAUAUGCUUCAGGAAGGGGGUCGGCCAGAUGUGAGGCGCCCCCAGUGAGGCACUUGGAGCCUGGAAGGUGGUCAGGUGCAGUGAGGUGGAUGGCUCAGUGCAGGAGCACCUCCUACUGGUCCACCACAAGGAGAAAGUGCUCAAGCUAUUCUUGGCACCUAGCACUACAUACACAGCCAUACUUUACCUAGUGUUUCCACCUCCUGCUUCUUUGGGGUGUGCUGCUGCAGGGAAGAAGUUCCCUCUUCACUACACCACUGUCAUGCUGCUAAGGACUCACUGAAGAAGCCAUUCUUAAACAAGUUAUUCAUUUGCAAGAACUUUUGUUCUGUUUAAGUACGUUUUUCAAAGGAAUAAAUAUGAAACAUUAGCCAUUACUUCUAUUGAUUUGUACCCUAGGUUACAAUAUAGCUGAUGCAAAAUCCUCUCAAAAUACUCCCCCUAAAUAGUCAUACAAACAGCCCAAGCACGCACACUCCACCUGCACUAUAGCUUCUGUACUGAAAUGUAGGCCAGAGACAGGGAGCAAGAAUUUUUUUUUAAAUCUGCAUGUAUUGUACUGUGUUUAUAUGACAAACACAAAACAUAGAUGAUGUUCUUACUACAAAUAUGAGCCACAUGAGAGCAAAGAAAUAAACUCCACCAAUAUUUAAGGAUUAGUGCAACCAGCAUCAUAUUCUGUUCCAGGUUGCCUUCCCCAACAAGAAUAUGAAGCAGUAUGGAUGGGAGACUGAGGACAGGUGUUUAAAAUAAAACUGCCCACAUGGAAACAGCAUGUGUGGUCACCCUUGCACUCCUGGAAGGCCUGCAGCUACUGCAGUAUGAACCUAUAUUGAAGAGAAUAGCAAUAGUAGCUAGAAACAAAACUAUACAGGCUCCUGAAGGUCCUUUCUAAACAUGCUGUACAACUCCAAGCAAACUAUACCCUAACCUGGGUACUGUGUUGUUCAGCAUAUGGGCCACAAUGAGUUGGCUAAUUAGCAAAGGAGUGGGCUAAGUAGCACCACUGAAGCCUAACUGCACCCCCCUCCAACUGUGUUAGGCCACACCCAUGUGGAAACAGUCUCUGCCCACUUGCUCCCAAUAUCUGUGUCAAAUGCCAAAAAAAAUGUAAAUGUAGCUGCUGUCAGGCACGUACCCAGGGCAUGCCCAGCGCUUCUGUCAUAGGUUUGGUGUCAUGGACCCAGCACCACUCAAAUGGAAGAUAAAUUGCUUUGUUUGGGCAUUUACUGUUCAAGCAGAGUGGGAGAGAGAAGGCAAGGUGUGUUUUCCUGGUGGUCCUUCUAGCACUGGCAAAGGCAAGAUAGACAUGCCCUCAAUCAGUAGUGCCAGGUAGCCUGCUCAAAGCACUGCCUGGGUAUCACUGCUCUGUUUCCAGUUCAGGAGGCAGCAGCACACUGGGCCUGAGGCCAUUGUGGUUCAUAGUAAGUUUGCCAUGUAGCACUGUCCAAUGUGAUUUCAGCAGGACUUAAAAAAUGAACAAGCACAGUUCAUAGUGAAAGCAGGCAGGAUCUGACUCUAUUCAAGUAAAAAUCAAGGCAUAGCAAAGACAUUUCAAUAAACAGGGUUUAUGGAGAGGACAUUUCCCUAGUAGGUCAUGACAUAAACCUUGACUUUGUGCAAGGAAAUUAUCAUUGUCCUUGGGAAGCGUAAUUGCCGUGUCUACAGUGCUUCAGACUGUGCUGGAGAUCAUCACUAUGACAACAUGACUUAUCCACUCACUUGCCACAGUCAGCGAUUGUGAAAAGAAAAAUAAGCUAACAGUUGCUGACCAUGCACCAAAGGUUAGUUCCAAUGCUGCUCUUAGGCUUACUGUCAUGUGCCACUCUAGCUAUACCAUACAUUACAUUCUUUUGGGAUCUGGCAGACACAGAGCAAGCCAGCAAGCAGACAGAGCAUGUUCUCCCAGCAGGACACAACUUAGCCUGAGCAGUGGGGGGUGUAGAAAUGCCCUGUUGCUUCUUCAAAUAAAGGUUCAGAGAAGUUAAUUCCUAGUUCAAUAUUACUAAGCAAACUCAGCUAGUUAAAUGUUAAUCUUCAUUGAUCCGGGAGAAUACACGUCUGCUAUUGGAUAAACUGCUGGCACCUGCAUUGGCACUGCACAGUAUAUAAACCUUGCAUUUUGACAUGUAAAUCCACUCCUUAUUAAACUCCAGAAUAACUGCUGCACCCUGUGAUGGAUCCUCUGGGAGCAAUAACUGGUUUGUUGGUGCUCUGUUUUUUUUGCCUUCUCUUCUUAGCAACCUGGAGAAAGAGACCUGGAAAUGGGAAGCUGCCACCUGGACCAUGGUCCCUUCCCAUCCUUGGGAACGCACUGCAGCUGAAAACCAAGGACCUGAUCAGAACCCUUAACAAGCUACAUGAGAAAUAUGGGCCAGUGUUCACACUGUACUUCGGCUCUGAACGUGUUGUGAUGCUGCAUGGGUACCAGGCUGUGAAGAAGGCACUGAUUGAUCGUGGAGAUGAGUUCGUUUCCAGAGGAAAAGUGCCUGUUAUUGACAAGUUAUUUAAAGGAUUAGGGGUUAUUUUCAGCAAUGGGGAGCAGUGGAAGCAGCUCCGUCGAUUUGCUCUUACCACCCUGAGGAAUUUUGGGAUGGGGAAGAAAAGCAUUGAGGAGCGGAUCCAGGAAGAAGCCCAGUGUUUGGUGGAGAAGCUCAGCAGCACCCAGAUUUUCAAUCUUUCAGAGAUGCCCUUUGAUCCCACCUUCCUGCUGAGCUGUACUGUCUCCAAUGUCAUCUGCUCCAUUGUAUUUGGAAACCGAUAUGACUAUGAAGAUAAGAAGUUUCUGGCCCUGUUAGAUAAGAUGGACGACAAUAUACAUCUUCUGAACUCUCAAUGGGGACAGUUCUACCAGCUGUUCCCAUCUCUUAUGGAUGUCUUUCCUGGACCUUACAACCAGAUAGCCAUAAACUUUGCUGCUGUAAAAGAGUUUAUCUCAGAGGAGUUGAAGAAACAUGAGGAAACCCUAGAUCCCACGUCCCCACGGGAUUUUAUUGACUGCUUCCUCAUCAAGAUGGAACAGGAGAAACAGAAUGGCAAGACUGAAUUCCAUGUGGAGAACUCUGUAAUGACCACGCUGGACUUAUUCUCCGGGGGAACAGAGACAACCAGCACCACCCUGAGAUAUGGACUCCUGAUUCUCCUGAAAUACCCAGACAUACAAGAAAAAGUUCAGGAAGAGAUUGACCAUGUGAUUGGCCGGAUGAGGAGCCCAUGCAUAGCUGAUCGAAGCCAGAUGCCUUACACGGAUGCUGUGGUACAUGAGAUCCAGCGGUUCAUUGCUCUCGUUCCAUUAGGGCUUCCCCGUGCUGUGAGCCAAGACACCCCAUUUGGACAAUACCUCAUCCCAAAGGGUACCACUGUUUAUCCCAUCCUGAGCUCUGUCCUUCAUGACAGCAAUGAAUUUCCAAAUCCUGAACAAUUUAAUCCAGGACAUUUCUUGAAUGAAAAUGGCACUUUCAGGAAGAGCAGCUUCUUCAUGCCCUUCUCUGCAGGAAAACGGAUCUGCCUGGGAGAGGGCCUGGCUCGCAUGGAGAUAUUUUUAUUCUUGACCACCAUUCUGCAAAACUUUACCUUGAAACCGUUCACAGAUCCCAAGGAAAUUGACAUAAGCCCAGCACUCAGUGGCUUAAUGAAUCUGCCCCGACCUUACCAGCUCUGUGUUCUCCCUCGGUAAGGAACACAGAGGUCAUCUCCAUUUAAUUUUGCUUGUAUCCAUUGGUUCAGUUGUAUCUAAUAUGCAACUCAGUGUAAGAAAUAAUAACAGAUGCAUCACAUGCUGCCUAAACUCGUUGGAAUGAAAUCCCCAGACAAAGCAACAGGCUUUUCAAGUACAAGCUAAAAUCCCAUAUUUGCCCUAGGGAACAUGCAAAGCCAAAAGCCAAAAUGCUUAUAACAUGGGUCAGAAUAGUUACCCUAAUAUAAAGCUAGUCAUAUGUAUUUUUAGGGCUUAACGUGCUGUAUCAUUUGGAUGCCUAUACAUACACACACAUAUAUGUGUAUGUAUAUAUGUAUGCAUGUAUAUAUGGAAUUAAAAAAAAUCAACUUCA